Messenger RNA from Lineus longissimus, 4832 nucleotides. RefSeq names its product ankyrin-2-like. Gene Ontology annotation, molecular function: protein binding; oxidoreductase activity, acting on metal ions. The coding region runs from base 173 to 4132 and encodes 1319 amino acids. The transcript has 10 exons. The record is from RefSeq and is a predicted model, not a curated record. NCBI's taxonomy places the organism in Eukaryota, Metazoa, Nemertea, Pilidiophora, Heteronemertea, Lineidae.
GUUAUUUACAGCACUGUAAAAUCACAAAAAUCUCAAAAUUUAGUAAGAAAGUUGAUAUUUUCACCCUUUCCCGUAAGAAAUAUAUCUAAAAAAGGUAAACUGUGCCUCGCACAAUGUCAACUUUGAUAAACUUUAAUCUUCAAAUCUGAAGGCAAAUGACUGAUUGCUCAAAAUGAACAUUGCGGCGAAGAGACUUCGGCAAACGUUUGAUUCCUUUCUGAAGAAACUGGAGAAGCCAUUCAAAUAUGUUGAUGACCUCGAACCAAUUACAGCAGCCAUUAUGCAGAAAGAACUUGAUGAUGUCAAGUCGAUUUGGAAGGAAGAGAACAGGUUUUACAGACACCAGGACACCGGCCUGAGUUACCUGCAUAUGGCUGUGAUGAAAGGUGACCUUGACAUUGUCAAAUGUCUCAUCGAGGCUGGGAUGGAUGUAAAUGACACAGCGUACACUCUUAGCAACAACAGAUACAGAAAUCUCUCAUGUCUUCACAUAGCAAUCGGUUUCAAACAUAAACAUUUGCUGAACUAUCUCAGGACUUCUGGUUGUGACAUUGACUGUCCUGUUAACUUCAACAAAGCCAGGAAUUUCAGCAUCUUCAACGGAAUGACGCCGUUACACUUUGCAACUUUUCUGAAUGAUCUAUCAACGGUGCAACUUCUCUUAGAAUGGAAAGUUCUGAUCAAUGUUCAGGCUUAUCAGGGUCUGACUGCCCUACACGUAGCUGCCUCUUUGAAUUUUGAGGAAAUUGCCGAAAUCUUGCUGAAGAGAAAUGUUUUGAAGGAUGUUCGUAUGAGUGACGGUGCUACGCCAGUGUUACUCGCUGCACAAAAUGACUCGCACAAAGUCUUGAAUCUCUUGUUACAGCAUGGCCACAAGGCCGAUUUAGCGACUCCUUCCGGUUAUACAGCCGUCCACGCCGCGGCAGAAAAUGGCGCCGUAGAUUCCUUGAUCAUUCUCUGCAAAGCCGGUUGUAAUCUGAAUUGCACUGCACACAAGACUGAUCUUGCUAAAACUGGCAAAACGGCGCUCCGCGAUGCCACACCGCUACAUCUUGCUGUUGUUGCUGGAAAGAGAUACUGCGUUGAGACGUUGUUAAAAUUUGGUGCUGAUCCUAACAUUCCUGCUGCAGGACAUGUGAGUGGCAGAGAAAAGGAUGUGACGAACAUCGCUCCCCUUUUCACUGCUACACUUCUACGCUCGGAAAUCAUUUCCAAGAUGCUUCUGAACUACGGUGCUGACAUAGACACGCAGAACUCUAAGAACAUGACUCCACUCAUGCUGUGCGCGUCGGAAAACAAUCUGAAAGUUGGAAAAAUCCUUCUCGAGCAUGGAGCAGACGUCGAUGUCAACAAUGGUGCUCCGUUAUUUACAGCUGUCCGUAAGAAACAUCUGGACUUUUGUGACCUUCUUUUGCGCCAGCCGGGAAUUCAGGUGGACCUUGUAGGGACCUAUGGUGAUUCUCAGAUGGACCUCACAGACUCCAAGAGCGAUCCACUUCCAUCCAAUGCAAUGGCUUGUAAAAUGACUCCACUACAUGUCGCCGUUGAUUUAGGAAUGAAGGAUCUGGUAAAGAAACUUAUUGACCAUGGUGCCGAUGUUAAUACAAAGUUCUCUGUGAUUGCUGAAGAAGUCCCAUCCAUAUCACUGAUGCACUCUGCAGUGGCUGGGAAAGACGUCGAAGAUGACACGAGUCUGCUUUAUAUCUUAUGGGAGGCUGGUUGUGCCAUUGAUGACAAGAUGUUGGACGGGCGCACGCCACUCUGUUUUACAGUCGAGAGAAAUCGUAUCAACCAGGUCAACUUUUUUCUGAAUCAUGGUGCAGACGUCAACACUCAGGGUGGAUUGAAAAAAAGGACGUGCCUUACCGAAGCCGUUGUGGAAAGUGCUUUUGACAUGGUGGCCCUGCUUAUCAAGAAUGGUGCAAAUCCGAAUAUACAAGAUGUAGACGGCUACACUGCUCUUCACUGUGCCAUGAAGGCGGGGAACAAAGAAAUCAUUCUUCACCUUCUAGACCAUGGUCAUUGCGACGUCAAUCUUCAAACGAAUAGAUCUCCAGAGGAACCAUGGAUGUCGGCUCUGGGCUUUGCAAUUGAGGAGUUGAGUUUGGAUCGUCUUGAUGAAGUCGGAGAGAGGCUUCUAGAACUCGGUGCGGACCCCAUGGCCACUUGUCUGCAGGCUGGUUCGACAAAGGAAAUGACCCCUCUCCAUCUUGCAGCCAAGUAUGGUCUCAACAGCAUCAUAAGGAAACUUCUUCGUUAUGGUGCUGACCUGAAUGUCGUGGCUGGUGAAACUACGCCUCUGGCAAUAGCCUUGAAGAACAACAAACCUGAAUCUGCAGAGUUAUUGAUUAGAAAGGGUGCAAAACUCAUCCCAGAUGUGGAUGGUGUGGAAAUCUUGAAAGGGAAUUCCUUUCAUGUUGCCGUUGAAGCGGGCGUUACAGAUAUUCUCGCUCUGUUGGCUGAUUUUAGUGCGGACAUAUUUUCUGUUCUUCCAAAUGAUGCUGAUGAGAAGCGUACACCACUUGGUAUCGCGUGCGUUCAGAAUGCUGAAAGGGUAACGCGACUGAUCAGAAAAAUUCUGGAGAUCGGCGCUGACGUGAACAUGAGGUGUUUUUGCACCAAAAGAGAUGACGUACCCCCGCUGAUCGCCGCUAUAAGUCAUUCCACUGACAGAGCUGUGAAGGAGUUGAUCAGGAACGGGGCAGACCCUGAUGCUUAUCUUGACCAAUCUGACAAGAAGGGUGAUAUCGCUGCUCUGGAUUUUAUGACUGAGAAAGGGAAUGUUUCCAUGAUACGUCUGCUCCUAAAAGCUGGAGCAGACGUCAGGGGUCUGAUCACGAAAGAGCGUGGCAUGGUCGGAAUCCUUCCGGUAGACACGGAUGUAUCGCCGUUACGCGAUGUUGUCCAGUUGUUGUGUAACUUCGGUAUCGAUAUCCGUGAGACGCACGAGAUGGGUUUCAAUGUGUUGCAUCACAUGACCGGGGAUGAUAUCCUCGAGUCCGAUAUUGAACAUUUGAUGAAAAUUGGAGCAGACACAGCCCAAGUUGGUUCGUUUGGUGAUUAUUUGAACGUGACGCCGUUACAUGCUCUUAUUGGCGACGACCUCGAUGAUUUCUUCGCCACGGAAAUGCUACGCGGCGCGCCAGACAUCAACUUACUGUGCACCGUUAACGGUGAGGAGAUGACUGCUCUUAUGUUGAGCUGUCUCCAUGAUGACGAUGAUCUUGCACGGAAGUUGUUGCGACACGGCGCUGAUGCGAACAUACAGAUACCAAAAACAGGUGAGACAGCCCUCCACCUGAGUAUCGAUGAAGACAAAGGAGCAACGUUUCUAGUUUUACUUGAGGCCGGCUGUGACAUCAACGUACCCACAAAGUUGGGCAUCACACCGUUGAUCCUUGCAACGCAAUGCGGAGACAUCGAGAUGACCCGGAUGCUGAUUGGUGCAGACUGCGGCGUCCUUGAAACGUGUCAGACACGUGAACCACGCGAGGGUGAUGAUGGCAAAGGGUUUUGUACCGGAGCAACAGCACUACAUCAGGCCUCUGAGUUGGGAGAACUGAAGAUUACCAAGAUGUUGCUGGAGGCAGGUGCUCAAACUGAGGCACGAGAGAUCCACAAGGACUCCCCUGGGUUCACCCCUCUUCACUGUGCCGUUAUCAAGGGGGAUCAAGGCAGCGUCUACCAAGAAAUCGUCAAGGUCUUGGUUGAGGCAAAGUGCGAUAUCAACGCCCAGACAGACGAUGGCCUGACGGCACUGCAUCUCAGCGUGCAGCAGGACAACGUAGAGAUGGCCAGGUUACUGAAUGCUCUUGGAGCAAACCCCAUGAUAAAAACAAAGUCUGGACAACUUGCGUCGGCAUUGGCGCUACGGAUGCAGUUCACCGAGGAACUCAUCAAUAACCAAACAGUGUGGAACUACCAUCACAACCGGCCAUCCCUCCUCCGCGGCCGUCUAAGCCUUCAUCAGCGCCUGAGCAUGCAGAAUCUCGGUCUGUGGGGGAGGAGUGAGACAGCAGACGUCAAUGAGGUCCCUGAUGGGAAGGUGGAGGAGGCUCAUGAAGGACGUUCAGAAAAAGACGGCAAUGUUGAGGAUCCUGAUAAUUUAGAAUAUGUAACUGAAGAGGAAUAAACCAAUAUUUUUGCUGGCAUUUUAUUUUUUCGUGGAUUUAGUGAAUUACCUAGAUUCGCAAAAUAAACAUUGUGAAAAAAUACCACAGAAAUAUAGGGGCGCCAAUUUUUCCUGGUUUACAGUAAAGCUUCGUUUGAAGGCUAAACUGAAAACGUUUAUACCUAUAAUAUAUUUUUGCAAUUUGCAAAAACGGGCUCACACCAAAGCACAUCAAAUUAGUUAGUCAUAGAGUUAUACGGUUAGAAAAUCCCCUUUGAUUAGGGGUUGCAAAUAUUGUUGUUGAUAAGAGGUUCCAGGGUAAUAUGUAUGUGUAGGCCUACCUACUUGAAUAGCUCUUGUAGAUAAAUUUUGCAUCUGCUUAACCCUUUUGCUGCAGGUGACGGGCAUAGCAGGUCAUGCCAUCUAAAAUAUUUAUUCACCAGCACUCUCUCUUAACACGCUAAACACACUCAGGGAUAGUUAGUUUCAUCCUAAUAGUAUACAGUGGCGAUGGAGUAUUUUAGAUACAAGAAGGGUAUUUGUAUUUGUCCGUUAACAUUAUCUGUUGUCAAUGGAUUUACCUUUAUAUUCCAUAGGCAAACUGUAUUUUGUGGAACAACGGAAUGAAACCAAACGGAAGAGAAUGUCCAAUGCCAUAUUUCCUUUCAAAUUUCAAAGAUGCAAUUAUUUGUUUUGAUAUAUGUGUUAUUUAUUUUCAAUA